AUGCCCACACGAGACAUCAAUGCCUUAGACCGCCCGCGGAGAAGCUCACAGAUGGUAUUGAAAGACAACAUCGCGCAAGGCUUUGAGCUCCUGUGCGAGGGACGAACGAUCUUUCAGCUUCAAGGCUUCCCUGAUGCUCACCGGUUUCAGUGGCUUGACACGCUACGUGGCGCGGAACCAAAUCUUACUUGGCUUGGCUUUCCUCUUGAAACUGACCGCGGAACGCACAUGAGUAUGAUUCUGAAAGUCCGGCCUGUUGAGAUUUCGGCCGAAACGGUCUCUACAGGUAUCGCGCCUGGGUCCGACUUUGGCGCCCAGACACUGCCUCACACCUACUGGAUUUCGUGCGGUAUGGAUAAAGGAGUGAAGCCAUUCCAAGCAAAGAUGUCCGCAUCGUCUCAAGCGACAACAAAGACCAGGAGCUUAGGUCGCCUCCGAGAUAUGAUCGAUUCCUACCUAACCUCGUUCAACAUUCCCUCAGAUGGUUUGUUGGGCCAUGCUCUUUACGGGCUAGUAGAGGGUAUGAGCAGUGUCAUCGAUCGCGGCAAAAUGGCGGCACACGGUAAGGUUUCAACCAGGAUUCACUCGAUUCUUCGAUCCCUGUGCGAAUCGGUCUCAUUAAGACUCGUGCCAGGACAUCACAGCAAAUGUUCAACGGACAACAUCUGGGAUAGGUGGAUCAAACAGGAUUGCACCGAGUAUCUUAGCACCAUCUUGGUCGCUCUGACGGACCUCGCAAAGGAUGAGUCUUCGAAUCCGCUAUGUGUGGCUGAUUUGCAACAGCUUCAGGAAAUGCAGAAGCUGUGCCAGUCUUGGCAGACUGGCAUGUCUACAAGGUUAUCGCUCAACUCGCAUUCGACCACGGCUUGUUCGGCUGACUCGGAAGAGCAGACAAUCAAAGAAGGCCCUAAUAACACAUUGAACAGGGAUCGCAGUCUCGAGGGAGAGAAUUUGGAAGCCAAAUUCAGCGAGACAACAGCCGCUUCCGAUAGUGAGGGAAGGGAUACAUCUUCGUAUGACAUUCAUGAUCUUCGCGAUCAGUUGCUAGAAGCUAGAACCAUCGAGAGUUGUAGAACGGUAUUCGCCUUUGGAACAGGUACAUGCUUGUCGAACUACUACGUCGGUAACAACCUUGCUAGUCUUGAUGAAGAGUUCUUGAUACACGAUGACUGUCGUGUCGUUAUACCAGCUUGUGUUGCUUCCUUUCAUUGCUCACCAAAGCGGCUGAAAAGCCUCACCUGUUUCACUUUUACCGGCCGCGCGGAACGGCGCCGUGGACCAACAGGUAUCUCGCCACCCGCGGCUUGCUAAUCACAGAUAUAUGAUCUGGGAUGAAAUUCGAACAGUUCGCUGACGACAUAGGGUGGUUUCUCUGGGGCUCGUAGCUCCUUUGGUACUUGGCUGUGAAGCUGAAAGCUAGCC
This is a messenger RNA of Filobasidium floriforme, 1422 nucleotides long. RefSeq lists its product as uncharacterized. The record is from RefSeq and is a predicted model, not a curated record. NCBI's taxonomy places the organism in Eukaryota, Fungi, Basidiomycota, Tremellomycetes, Filobasidiales, Filobasidiaceae. The transcript is spliced from 6 exons. The coding region runs from base 1 to 1311 and encodes 436 amino acids.